Messenger RNA from Hibiscus syriacus, 1028 nucleotides. Its product is annotated as transcription factor MYB46-like. The transcript is spliced from 2 exons. Lineage: Eukaryota; Viridiplantae; Streptophyta; Magnoliopsida; Malvales; Malvaceae. The record is from RefSeq and is a predicted model, not a curated record. Bases 31 to 957 code for a protein of 308 amino acids.
AAAACCCUCUCUUUAGGGUAUUUGAUUUCCAUGAUGAGGAAGCCUAGCAAUGGUGGUGCAACUGCUACUACUAACAAGCUUAGGAAAGGGUUGUGGUCACCGGAGGAAGAUGACAAGCUCAUCAACUAUAUGUUAACCAAUGGCCAAGGUUGUUGGAGCGAUGUAGCCAGAAAUGCUGGCCUGCAAAGGUGUGGCAAGAGCUGCCGUCUCCGUUGGAUCAAUUACCUGAGACCAGAUCUCAAACGAGGCGCCAUAUCGCCGCCGGAAGAAGAGCUUAUAGUCCAUUUGCAUUCCAUUCUCGGCAACAGGUGGUCUCAAAUUGCGGCUCGCCUCCCUGGUCGUACCGACAAUGAAAUCAAGAACUUUUGGAAUUCAACGAAAAAGAAAAGGAUCAAGAAAUCGUCCUCCUCCUCCUCACAGAACGCAAGCGAUCCAUGGACGUCGAACCCUAACAAUGAUUCCAAGGCCGUCGGCGGGUUCACGUCAGUGGUGGAACAACGGGUUCUGCCCAUGUACAUCGAUUUAUCGUCGACUUUGUCCAACUCUUCUUUGCAAUCCACAGUCUUGAAUCCCACUGGAGCUGUGUUCGGUGCCACCACCGGAUACUUUGGGACACAGGUCGGUACAAGUCUCGAUUGUUUCUACGGCGAAAACGAGAUAUUCGAUAACGUCGACAAUGUGGAGGAACUAUAUAUCCCUCCUUUAGAAAACGUUGGAGAAAGACGUAAAGCCGAAAACACAUUUGAUAGCGACAUCAUCACCACCGCCGUGACCACCACCAACAACAACAUUAACAACAACCCUUUUAGUAUCAAAUCAGAGAACAUUACGGCCAGCCCGGCCAUGGGGAAUUUUUGGUUAGGAGAGGAGCUUAAAGUUGGAGAAUGGGAUUUAGAGGACUUGAUGAAAGAUGUUUCUUCCUUUCCAUUUCUCGACUUAAAAAAUUUGAAUUAUUAAACACGCAGGUCAAGAAAUUAAAACCCUAGAAUCCAUUUCCAAACCUUAAACCCUGUCUCUUUGAUAGUGAA